Molecule: messenger RNA, 2339 nt
Organism: Strongylocentrotus purpuratus (purple sea urchin)
Lineage: Eukaryota; Metazoa; Echinodermata; Echinoidea; Camarodonta; Strongylocentrotidae
Gene: ap4m1
Product: AP-4 complex subunit mu-1
Exons: 13
Coding region: 69-1418 (449 amino acids)
Biological process (GO): Golgi to lysosome transport; protein targeting
Cellular component (GO): cytoplasmic vesicle; clathrin adaptor complex; trans-Golgi network
Source: RefSeq, a predicted model, not a curated record
UUCCUUUUCUAUUUGUCUUAUAGAAUUCAUAUGUGUGAAAGAGAAACUGUGAAUGGCCAAAAUAAAGGAUGUUUUAUCAGAUUCUGGUGCAAUCAUCAAGAGGCAGCGAUCUUCUAAUGAAAGAAUAUCGUGAAGAUGGGAUUCCAAAAGUUGGAGAAGUUUUCAGGUCCUUGCUGAAAAAGAACCAUGAAGAGAAUGACUUGCUUCCAGUUAUGGAAGUGGGAGGCAAAUACAUCAUUCACAUAAAAUGCAAUGGCUUGUAUUUUAUAUGUUCUGCAUCACAAGAUGAACCCCCCUUUGCAGCUUUGGAGUUAUUAGAAAGAUUGAGUGGUCUUGUGAAAGACUUUUGUGGUAUAAUAUCUGAAGAAGCCAUUGUUCAGAACACUGCAUUGGUCUAUGAACUAUUAGAUGAAAUCAUGGAUUAUGGGAUAGUGCUCACAACUUCAACACGUAGUUUGAAGCCUUAUAUCCAGACUGAACCUGUACCAGUGAAAGCAGAUAGACAGAUUGAGGGCAUCUUAGGCAUUGCACCGGGAUUGUUUGGUUCCGAUUUCCAGAUUGCUCCAAGUAAUUCUCCUGAUAAACCACUGGCUCUCAGUCAACAUUCACAGGCACUUGGCAGUCAGAAAAAUGAAGUUUAUUUGGACAUCAUUGAAAGAAUAACAGUACUAGUAUCAUCCAAUGGUUCUGUUAUCCAGAGUGAACUGAAUGGUACAGUGCAUUUGAGAAGCUUCCUUAUAGGAAAUCCUGAACUUGUGAUUGGUUUAAGUGAAGACCUUAUGAUUGGGAGAGGAAGCCCAGUCAGCUCUGGACCAGGAGUAAGACUAGACCAUGUUCAGUUCCAUCCUGCCAUUAGUCUAGCCGAGUUUGAGCAGCAGAGGGUCCUUAGAACUCAGAGUCAAGAAGGAGAGACUACCCUAAUGAAGUAUGGCAUAUCAAAUCAUCUAUCCAACAAUCUUCCAUUCCAAGUAGAAGCAUCUAUGACAGAGAUCACAGAAAAACAGAUUGUAGAAGUAGAGCUUCAUAUAACAUGUCAUAUUGAUCAAAGGCACCAUGCAGUCAACGUCAAGCUCAACUUGCCACUACCUAAAGCUACCACAGAUGUCUCCCCCAGCCUACCAUCACAGACGCACACCAUGGAGUAUAAACGAGGAGAUAGAUCAGCAGUAUGGUGUAUCAAGAAGAUGAUGGGUGGUUCUAAACAUACAGCUAAACUGAGGAUUCAUUUGGACCAUCUAAGCAGCAGUACCUUGAUAGAGAUCGGCCCAGCUAGUUUAGAGUUUGAACUCAAAGACUUCACUUCUUCUAAGCUUCAGAUCCGUUUCCUCAAAGUCUUUGACAGGCACAACUCGUACGUACCAUUCCGUUGGGUUCGUUAUGCAACCCUCAGCGAUUCCUACGUCAUCAGACUCAGAUAACACCCGGACACUCUACAUUCAAAGUGAGGACUCCUGUGAAUCAUUCCUGUGGAGAAUUGGAAUGCCAUGCUGAGCCAUUUAUUUGAUGAUCCUGCAAUAUAACAUUGAAGCACCCUGCAUGCUGAAGAUUCCCAGAAACCAUGAGCGAGUUGUGGUGAGAAGUUUUUUUGCAAUAUGCCUCCAUACAUCAAGGAAGAAAUAUUUCAUUCCCCUAUGCAUGAUCACUAAUCUCUAACAAACUGUUUCCAAUCCCUCUUCAGUUGUAUUAUAUAACACCUACAUAUACUACUACCAUAUGUUGUGAUUUGCAUGCAAGAGUUGAUGAACUAAUAUUGACAUUUCCUGAUCACAAUGACUUAUUGAAGAGCAAAUAUCUACUUCUCUAUUAUUUAGAGAGAAUAAACAAAUUUUGAUAGGAUUAUGCCCUGUUCAAACUAUAUCACUAACAGGAGUGAAUAUAGUUUCAGAUCAAUAUCAAUUGAUUAUGUUGCAAUGCUUUGGUAAAGGCUUAUACAGUGGAAUCUUUCUGUUAUAGCAUUGCAAUAUUGCUGGUCUCAUUUCUACGUAUUCCAUGUUUUUUUAUAGCCCUGACGAACGAGGUUUCAAUGUAGCAAUUGUAUAUUGGUCCCAAGGAGUUAAAAAAAAAAUAUAGGGUUCCACUGAUGAUCGAACUAUCAUGCAAAACUUUUGCAGUCACUGCUUAGUGCUACCUUUUCUGGAUUAUUACCUUUGGGAUAGGUGAUGGUCAUACAAGAUAUUUACAGGAGUGGUGAAUAUAUGUUUUGCUAAUUGACUUGUUACAUUAAAAUGGUCUUUUAAAACAAUCUCUUUAAGCCCCACUGCACUACUUAUAGCUACUUGUGCCCCCUAUAAAGCUAACAAUGCCUAAUCGGUGACCAUUAAUUUGUCCCCCAUGAUCCU